Cucurbita maxima (winter squash) is the source of this 2789-nucleotide messenger RNA. Its product is annotated as far upstream element-binding protein 1-like. Gene Ontology annotation, molecular function: mRNA binding. The record is from RefSeq and is a predicted model, not a curated record. The transcript has 7 exons. Gene Ontology annotation, cellular component: cytoplasm. NCBI's taxonomy places the organism in Eukaryota, Viridiplantae, Streptophyta, Magnoliopsida, Cucurbitales, Cucurbitaceae. The coding region runs from base 131 to 2593 and encodes 820 amino acids. Gene Ontology annotation, biological process: regulation of gene expression.
CCACGUCUUCAGAUCAUAUCCUUUUUUUUUUCUCUCUCUCACUAUCCUCUCAUCUGAACCCUAGCAUCGAUCUCCCUCACCACCGAGGGCUUUUCGACACUACUUCAAUACGUCUUUCCUGCUCACCACCAUGGCGGAGGAAGUCGUUGUAGCUACCGGAGCGGCGAGUCCCGAGCCCUUGGAUCACAAACGCAAGCUUGCAGAUUUGGACAAUGAAGCCACUGAAGCCCCCGAGGAGAACCAUGGCGAGCCCAAUGAGGAGUCUCCUGCUUCUGACGACGCUGACGUUGCAGUUUCUGACGAAUCGGAGGCCAAGCGGCCUCGUCUCGACGGAAAGCCGGAGGAGAAUGCUAGUGAGAAUGGGCAUCAAAAAAAGAUGGUGGAGGAACCGGCUAAGGAAGAUGAUACAUCUGAAGAGGACUCGGAACAUCCUGCUUCAUUGGAGGAGGUUUCUGAAAGAGAGGAAACUGAAAAACCCACUGCAGAGCCUAAUGAAGCAGGUGAUGCUCUGGAUUCUGCGGAGGAAACAGAACAACCUGCUUCAUUGGAGGAGGUUCAUAAAAAAGAGGAAAUUGAACAGCCCACUGCAGAGCCUCAUGAAGCAGGUGGUCCUCAGGAUUCUGCUGCAGAAAUCUCUCAGGAGGACAAAACUCAAGAACUCUCCAAGGAGGAAAAUCAACCUCCGGUAGUUGAGGCUGCAUUGCCGCUGCAGCAGGAGGAUGGUUCUAAUUCUGAGCAUGUUCAAUUAUCAUCAGUGGCCGAAACAACAGCAUACAGGAUGGAAGUUCCUAAUAGUAAGGUUGGUGUUCUCAUUGGCAAGGCUGGAGAUACUAUUAGAUACUUGCAGUACAAUUCUGGUGCUAAGAUCCAAAUCAUGAGGGAUUCAGAUGCUGAUCCAAAUCGUUUAAGUAGACCUGUAGAAAUAGUUGGAUCUUCGGAAAGUAUAAAAAAGGCAGAGGAGUUAAUUAAUGCUGUGAUUGCAGAGGCUGAUGCUGGUGGAUCUCCAUCACUCAUAGCCAGGGGCCUUACUUCAUCACAUUCUAUGGCAACUGCCGAACAGAUUCAGAUACAAGUUCCAAAUGAGAAGGUUGGUUUAAUUAUAGGAAGAGGUGGGGAGACUAUCAAAAGUCUGCAGACCAGAUCUGGUGCACGUAUACAGUUGAUACCCCAAAAUCUUCCAGAAGGAGAUGAAUCUAAGGAAAGGACUAUUAGAGUUACUGGUGAUAAGAAGCAGAUUGAAAUUGCUACAGACAUGAUAAAAGAAGUUAUGAAUCAGACUGUGAGGCCUUCACCACACUCCACUGGUUUUAACCAACAGGCUUACCGGCCCCGUGGUCCUGGUGGUAAUCAAUGGGGUCAACGGGGUCCCCAUCCUUCACAUCCUGCAGCAUAUGAUUAUCCACACAGAGGACCUUAUCCAUCUCAUAAUACCCAGUAUCAGCAUCCUGCAUUUGGAAACUAUCCUCAACAAAUGGGUGGUCCUCGGAGCAGUUAUAGCUCUGGUUGGGAGCAAAGGCCACCCCCCAGUAUGCAAGGGCCACCGCCAAGUUCGGGUGGUUAUGACUACUAUGGUGGAAGAAGCCAUUAUUCAGAUGCUCCACCUUCUCAUUUCCCUGGUGCUAUGCCUGCACAUGCUCCUGGCCCUUCUCCUGCUCCAGCUCUCGGUCCACCACAAACUCAGUCUAGUUACAACUAUAGUCAGCAGCAAAACCAAGGUUAUGGGCAUGCUGCUCCCUAUUCUCAGGCUGCUCCUCAUCAGAGCUAUGGCCAUGGAUAUGAACAGAAAUAUGAUCAUCAUGCUCCAUCGCAGAAUCCAUAUGGUGGGCAUGGGAAUGCUCAGCAACUUUACCCUCAGGCUGGGGCUCAACAGGUUUACCCUGGACAACAACAGUAUGAUAAGCCUCCAUCAUAUGGUGCUCCAGCGCAAGGACCUCCUCCCCAGUCUUAUGGUGCUCCUAGGGUUGGUCAGCCUGGAGAGCCUUAUCAAGGUGGGUCUGCACCUGCUACAUAUGGGCAAAAUGUGCAACCUCAACAGACGUACCAAUACCCAACUGGUGGCUCUACUCAGCAGUAUCCUACCCCCUAUGGCAUACCAAACACAGAUGGUUAUAACCAGGCACCUGCUGCUGCCGCUGCUGCAGCUGCUGCCAAUUACCACCCGCAGCAGGGCAGCCAGGCAGGUUAUGGUCAACCUGGUGUACAGCAACUGUCUUCCUAUGGCCAGCAAGUAGCUCCUGCUGCCGCGUAUGAGCAGUAUCCGACCACCCAACAGGGUUACCCCGAGCAGGCUGCUGCAAAUACUGCUGGAUAUGCUGCAUACCAAGCACCUCAAGAUCCCGCUGCAUAUAGCAGUGCCCAAGCAACUGCUGCAGCAGUUUAUUCUGCGCCAGCCAGUGGGCAACCCACUUAUCCUCAACAGGCUGCAGCUCAGCCAAGCUAUGAUCAGUCAGUUCCACAAUCAGGCGGGUAUGGAACUGUGCCUUCAAGUGCUCCUGUAGGUUACGGGAAAAGUGUGUCGCCACAGCCACAGCCUCAGCCGCAGCCUGGGUAUCCACAGUAUGAUUCUACUCAAGUUUAUGGGGCAAGUCGUUGAAUUUUUGAUAAAUUAGGUUUAGGAUCGUUGGUUGUGUAAGCAGUAAGGAAGAGAGGAGAGGAGAGGAGAGGGUGUUAUUAAUGUGUUGAGAACUUGUUCAAUCCGCUGUGUAGGGGAUUGACUGUUGUAUUUGCAUUGCCUGCCUUCAUAUCGACCAAGUUAUUAAAAGCAUUCGGUUUAUAUAUGUUAUGAUGUA